GAGUGGGCAGCACUGCCAAGCACGGAUGGCAGAGAACGUAAAAUGAUAUACGUUCUCUGCGUAUGGACACCAUUUUGAUACACCAAACGACGUAUUUCGCCAUAAAAAUUUUGUGACAGCGGCCUUUGUUAAUGAGACCAGAAAUUUGGACGAUUAUAAACGUUUUUAUAGAAUAUAUUGUGUAUAAAUAAAUAAAUUAACAUUUAAAAUAUAUUCAUGGCUGCCAAUUGGAUAAAAAUUACUGAGAGAGCACGAGAGGGUAUAAAAAUUAUAAAUGCGCUACCUUAUGAUACUUUUACAACAGUGCUAAGUUUUGUUCAUCGGCAAAUGAUACCGGCGACAACUGAGGAUGUUAUAGAGCCAGAAAAUGCUUUGGAAGAAUUGGAACGUUUAGUUGGUGUACCACGUGCCGAUUUUCUUCUAAUGAUUAAAACUUUUUCCUACAUUUUACGACGCACGUCUACAUUUGUCAUCAAACCAACUCGAUUGCACGCUGAAUUACGAGAAAAGCUGCAGCUUCAAGAUGAUGCGAAAAUUGAUGCAAUUGUUAGGUUAUGGGUCCGCCAAACGACUCCAAUAAUGAAUAGUUUGGCGUGUGAGCGUUAUGAAUCAAAUGAGAUACAAGAUGUGGCGUGGAAAUUAAAUGUGGAAAUCUCAUCGCAUUGUGAGCAACGUGAGAAAAAUGCUUUGGCCAUGUUGCAAUUAAAAACUGGAACAGGGGAAGACAUCAAUUUAGAGAUGAACCAUGAAGAGUUGCUGCAAUUAUAUAAUCAGUUCGAGUGUAUUCAAAACGAAUUAGAUGCCUUAAAACAUCAACAGGCGGAGCAAAAGGCUUAGAAAUUUGAUAGAAGGUGGAAACUCGUAAAUUUGUGAGUAAGCUCAAUUUAUGUGUAGUAACAUUAGUAUUAUUAAAAUUAAGCUAUAUUUAGUUUAAAAAAAUUUUGUAAAACGUUGAAGGAAAACUAAUUUCAGUGCAAGGAAUAUACGUAUUGGUAGUAAAAUAUUAGUCAGUUUUAAAGUAAACAUUUUUACGUGCAAAAGUUGCAAUCUUGUAGUAAACCCAGAAACAGGGAAAACAUAUGUUUGAAAAAGAUAUCUCUUGGUAAUUCCCGACUUUCAAAUUGAAACGAAUUACAUUUGCAAAUGUGCAAAUCAAAUGAUGUAUAAUGUUCUAUUGAAUCGCGAACAGAGCUGGAAAACACCGGUACCGAUUCAUAUCAAAGGUGAGAAAUGUUGAAUUCCAUAAAAAAAAUCUAAAUAUUUUAAGAAUUAAAAGUUACAGUGCAUUGUUAGUUUCUACAAAGAAAAUGUAGUUGUUAAUGGUUUCCAAUAGAGCACAGACCACUUCACAUAUGUAUACGCGAAUGUUUUUGGCACUGUAGUACGCAGAAAAAAGACCGUACUGUACCAACUGCGCCCCGCAUCAUUGCCGCUCAGCACUGAUAUUCUUCAUCUUCGAAAUUCGGUUUUGAGGUCACAUCAAACGAACCGGGUAAUAUCACAUGAUUUGAUCCACACAUCACGAAAUGGGUAGCAGGCCUAGCUAGCAGCGUUUCUUAUAUAGGCGAGCAAACCAAUCCUUAUUUAGGGUCACAUCACACGAACCGGGUAAUAUCACAUGAUUUCAUCCACACAUCACGAAAUGGGUAGCAGGCCUAGCUAGCAGCGUUUCUUACAUAGGCGAGCAAACCAAUCCUUAUUUAGGGUCACAUCACACGAACCGGGUCUUAUCACAUGAUUUGAUCCACACAUCACGAAAUGGGUAGCAGGCCUAGCUAGCAGCGUUUCUUAUAUAGGCGAACAAACCAAUCCUUAUUUAGGGU
Molecule: messenger RNA, 1823 nt
Organism: Bactrocera oleae (olive fruit fly)
Lineage: Eukaryota; Metazoa; Arthropoda; Insecta; Diptera; Tephritidae
Gene: Vlet
Product: COMM domain containing 10 protein valette
Source: RefSeq, a predicted model, not a curated record